CCGCAGGGCUGCGGCCGCCGGCAGGGAGGGAGGCGGCGGAAGAUGGCGGCGGCGGCGGCCGCGGCGCUGCGGGCCUGGUUUUGGAACGAGCGGUUCUGGUUGCCGCACAACGUGACGUGGGCGGACUUAGCCGGGGAGCCAGGCCCGCCGGGCAGCGGGCUGCAGUACCCGCGGGCGGGCCACGUCCUCUCCGCCUUUCCCCUGGCGCUCGGCAUCUUCGCCGUGCGGCUGCUCUUCGAGAGGUUUAUUGCCAAGCCUUGUGCCAUCAGCCUUGGCAUUCAGGACAGUGGCCCACACCGAGCCCAGCCCAAUGCAAUCCUAGAGAAAGUGUUUACAGCCAUCACCAAGGCUCCAGAUGGAAGGAGGUUGGAAGGUUUGUCCAAGCAGCUGGACUGGGACAUGCGGAAGAUCCAGCGCUGGUUUCGGCACCGCAGGAACCAGGACAAGCCCAGCACCCUCAGGAAGUUCUGUGAGAGCAUGUGGAGAUUCACUUUUUAUUUCAGUAUAUUCUUUUAUGGCAUCAGGUUUCUCUGGACGGCUCCCUGGUUCUGGGACACACGACAGUGCUGGCACAAUUACCCCUUCCAGCCUCUCACAUCCAGGCUUUAUUAUUACUACAUCUUGGAGCUGGCCUUCUACUGGUCUCUGAUGUUCUCUCAGUUUACAGACAUUAAAAGGAAGGACUUCCUGAUUAUGUUUGUCCAUCACUUGGCUACCAUUGGCCUCAUCACCUUCUCCUACAUGAACAACAUGGUGCGGGUUGGGACUCUGGUGCUGUGCCUGCAUGAUGCAUCAGAUUUCCUUCUAGAGGCUGCAAAGCUUGCCAAUUAUGCCAAGUACCAACGGCUCUGUGAUGCUUUCUUCAUGCUCUUUGGGGUUGUGUUCAUUGUGACACGCUUGGGCAUUUAUCCUUUCUGGAUUUUGAAUACAACCCUGUUUGAGAGCUGGGAACUGAUUGGUCCUUACCCUUCCUGGUGGCUCUUCAAUGGGCUCUUGGUGACCUUGCAGGUCUUGCACAUCAUCUGGUCCUAUCUCAUCGUCCGCACUGCCUACAAGGCCCUCGUGCGGGGCAAGGUAUCCAAAGAUGACCGCAGUGAUGUGGAGAGCAGCUCAGAAGAGGAGGAUGUGACCUGCAGCAGCACCAAAGCAGCUCUCAGCACUUCCAGCAACGGCUCCAACCGCAUCAACGGCCACGUGGCUGCUGCCCAGUGGACAGAGGAGGAGUAGAGAGCCCUGGGCUGGCCUUGAGCAAACACAGACUUCUCUUUAAAUAUCUCCAUGUGUUGAGCUCCACAUUCCCAAGUGAUCUUUAAAUCAAGAUACCCCUUCCCCAGAAACCUCCAGCGAAUCUGAAAUGGGCACAGUCCAGACCAGUCAGAGGCUUUGCACAACAGGAGGGAGAAAGCCAACGACUUGGGGUAGAGAUGAAGCUGCAGGGAUGAGAUGAAGCUGCAGGGAUGAGAUGAAGCUGCAGGGAUGAGAUGAAGCUGCAGGGAUGAGAUGAAGCUGCAGGGAUGAGAUGAAGCUGCAGGGUAGAAAUGAGGCUGCAGGGUAGAAA
This is a messenger RNA of Pogoniulus pusillus (Red-fronted tinkerbird), 1558 nucleotides long. RefSeq names its product ceramide synthase 5 (gene CERS5). Gene Ontology annotation, molecular function: DNA binding; sphingosine N-acyltransferase activity. Gene Ontology annotation, biological process: ceramide biosynthetic process. Gene Ontology annotation, cellular component: membrane. The coding region runs from base 43 to 1227 and encodes 394 amino acids. The record is from RefSeq and is a predicted model, not a curated record. The transcript has 10 exons. NCBI's taxonomy places the organism in Eukaryota, Metazoa, Chordata, Aves, Piciformes, Lybiidae.